GAGAUCGUACCGUUUCAACGUUUUACGAUUAUCCAUCGUUUCUUAAAGAACUUAAUUUUACAAACUUGUUGGCUACUUUCAACAAAUAUGAGAGCUUUACAAAAAUCAACGCCAUACUCCGAAUGCUAACGAAACGUGGUGUUCGUCUGGAAUCAUUUAUAAUCGAUAACAUUGAUGCUAAGAACGACAGACUGUAUGGCAGUUGGGUAGCAGCAGAAUACGCUUCCAUACUCAGUUCUCUCGUCUUUGUCAGAAUACAUACCCCUUUUCAAAAGAAUAACGUAGUGAAAUCAUUAACAAAAAAUUGCACCAAACUAUCUCAUCUUGACAUCAAUCUUUACGUCGACCGUGUUGAAAAUUUGCUAUCUUCUCUGCAAGAACUGAUUUCCGUUCAGACCUGUCCGUUGAGUCUUCGGCUAAUGUUUGCAAAAAGGCCGGGUAAAAGACUAGUUGAGAUACUUCGAUCGCAUCGUGAACGUUUCAAACAUCUCGAACUUGUAAAAUGGGACUUUAACG
Paraglomus occultum is the source of this 516-nucleotide messenger RNA. Lineage: Eukaryota; Fungi; Glomeromycota; Glomeromycetes; Paraglomerales; Paraglomeraceae. The record is from the annotation of a GenBank genome assembly.